Molecule: messenger RNA, 1551 nt
Organism: Humulus lupulus (European hop)
Lineage: Eukaryota; Viridiplantae; Streptophyta; Magnoliopsida; Rosales; Cannabaceae
Product: bidirectional sugar transporter SWEET2-like
Exons: 8
Coding region: 437-1153 (238 amino acids)
Biological process (GO): carbohydrate transport
Cellular component (GO): membrane
Molecular function (GO): sugar transmembrane transporter activity
Source: RefSeq, a predicted model, not a curated record
UCAAAACAGUAGUAACUUUGAAUUUUCUCAAUCAUACAUAAAAUUUUCACAUUCUCAUGCAGACCUUUUCCAUCAAAAAUAGUUGGUGAGCAUGUUCAACGAUAUGGCUUCAGAAAGUAUUAGUCAUACAGUUACUAUACUAUUCUUACUGUUCAUGUUCUUGGCACCAUUCAAAUCCAAAGCCCAAGGUACUACUACUCUUCCAUGGUAUGAGGGUUAACUAGAUCUCCCUUUUCUUAUUCUUGUGAGUAGUGAAGGUUUCAUCAUCUUUAAAUUAUUAUAAAGAAAUAGCCAGACAAUUUGAACAAGAAAGACUGGAAUAAUUUCAGUGACCCUUGUAGUAAUAAAACCACUACUGAUAUCCCACAUACAGGUCAGUACAGCAGUGUUAUAUAAUCUGCAAUUGCUCCAUCUCUGCUAAUUACUUUUACAUGACAUGAUUCUUGAUGGUGAGCUUCCAUCAUCACUAUGGAACUUUUGCAGUGAUGCAGCUGGAAUUUCAGGGAACAUCUUUGCUUUUGGGUUAUUUGUGUCACCAAUACCAACAUUUAGAAGAAUCAUGAGAAACCAGUCAACAGAACAAUUCUCAGGAUUGCCUUACAUAUACUCAUUUCUAAACUGUUUGAUAUGUCUUUGGUAUGGCUCACCACUUGUGUCACCUGGUGUCAUAUUGGUUGCUACUGUCAAUUCAAUUGGGGCAGUUUUUCAGUUCAUAUACAUAACCAUUUUCAUUCUUUAUGCUGAAAGAUCCAAAAAGCUAAAGAUGACUGGAUUACUACUCGCGGUUAUCGCCAUAUUCGCGGUUGUAGCUUUUGUUAGUAUAAAAGUACUAGACAUGAGUGCCAGACAAACCUUUGUAGGGUUCUUGAGUGUUGCUUCACUCAUUUCCAUGUUUGCUUCACCAUUGUUUAUCAUUAAACUAGUGAUCAAAACAAAGAGUGUUGAGUUCAUGCCAUUCUAUCUCUCUUUGUCAACUUUCUUGAUGAGUCUCUCUUUCUCUGCAUAUGGAUUUUCCAAAUAUGAUCCUUUCAUAUAUGUUCCAAAUGUCAUUGGAACAAUCUUGGGGGUUGUUCAAUUGGCCUUAUACUACUACAUUAGUAGAACAUCAAGAGAAGACUCAAGAGAACCAUUGAUCAACACAUAUGUAGUUUGACUUGAGUGUCAAUACUAAAUGCCUUUUUUUUUUUGUAUAGUUGAAAGAGAAGUUAGGAAAAAAAAAAGUGUUUAUACAAAGUACAAAGGAAUUGAUUUUUGAAUAAUGAUAUGUGCACCCAAAAUAUGCACUUAAACAUUACACACAGUAACGUGGCAGAUUAGCUUAGCCAAUCAUAUUUAUUAAAACUGGGACCCACUGUUUUAAAAAACACUGUCACAUCACUCUGUGUAAUGUUUGGGUGCAAACUUUGGGUGCACAUAUCAUUAUUCUUGAAUUUUGUAGGGUUUAAAUGUCAUCUUAAUUUGUUUGUAAAACAUGGUUUGGAGUUGAGUGGUUAAAUGUCCAAAGCUUGUUUUGGGUAUAUAUUCAAUCUAUUUUUGGUAAGAUUUUUUUUA